This is a messenger RNA of Bicyclus anynana (squinting bush brown), 8474 nucleotides long. Its product is annotated as zinc finger protein 271-like. Lineage: Eukaryota; Metazoa; Arthropoda; Insecta; Lepidoptera; Nymphalidae. Gene Ontology annotation, molecular function: DNA-binding transcription factor activity, RNA polymerase II-specific; RNA polymerase II cis-regulatory region sequence-specific DNA binding. Gene Ontology annotation, cellular component: nucleus. The transcript has 7 exons. Gene Ontology annotation, biological process: regulation of transcription by RNA polymerase II. The record is from RefSeq and is a predicted model, not a curated record. The coding region runs from base 296 to 2086 and encodes 596 amino acids.
GUCAAAUUUGUUAUUUGAUGUGAUUUGUAAUUUGGUAAUUGGUUCAAAUAUUAUUUCAUAUUUUGUACAUUUGUUGAAAUUGAAUUGAAUUUUUAAUAAUCAUUACGUACUUGAACUUAUUACAGUAGUCCUUACUACGUCGCUUAGACUAUUUACUGGUUUCAUUUACAUUUAAAUCUUACGUCCCUUCCUAUAGAAGUGACUGCAGGACUUACAUCCUACUGUGUCAGUUGAUAUCCUUGCUCUGGUGUAAACAUUGACGUUGUUACUUCUGGUCACUAAGCAGCAUACAGCAAUGACGAACCACACUACAAAAGAUCUGAAGUGUAAUUUUACGCAGACAACAGGCGCUGACCAGUGUGACUUGUACAUACAUCCCACUGAUGAAGAGGAACAGACAGCAGCAGAUGAAUCUGUUGUGGGAAAUGUUGCAACAGUUGUGGUGAAGAACGAAUACUGUACCGACUUCAUGUUGAGUGUUGAUAAAUUGGAAUUGCUACAUGAAGAUGACAAUCACAUAGACAAUUUAAACAAUGACUGGGAAUCUGACUUGAGCAUAAAGUUGGAAGCGAGGCCACUGGUUGAGGCUGGAAGUGAAGAUCAUCAUAACAAAGCAGCAGCUGCCUUUAAUACACAGAAUCUCAUAAAGAGUGAGAAUAUCACCUUUGGAUGCACCCUUUGUUAUGAGGACUUUGUGCAAGAAGAUGCAUACAAUGAACAUAUGAUCAUGCAUCUCCAGGACGCUGCAUGUGAUGCAUCACCAGUGUGCGAGCCUCGUGCAGCUGUGAGCCGCAGCUGGGACUCACUCGUGCUGCAGAACAAGACAGGAAGUCGGAGGCUGAAUGAUGCCCCUCCCCCGGCUGCAGGCUGCGCUCAGGCGACAGUCGCUCCACUGUCCGCGAGACUUGCGGCAAACGACUACAAAGUGCAGGCAACUGAAGACGCAGCUGCGACCUGGAAAAGUGAACAAAUCCUUGAGACUGACAUUGGUGAACUGGACAACCAGUUGUCUCAAAGCAACACCAACAUAUCGUGUAUGGAUGACAUAAAUAGAUUCACAAAUUGUGUAGUACAGUCAUGUGAUAUUUUCAAUAAACCCGAGAGAACUGUACUAGAUGAGGAUCCACGCGUGAAUACCCGCACUGGUACAAAGCCUUACUCUUGUGAGACGUGCAAUUAUAAAAGUGCACGGAAAAGUGAUUUAAAAAGGCAUGAAAGAACCCACACUGGUGAGAAGCCUUAUUCCUGUGAGACUUGCACCUAUAAAACUGCAGAAAAAAUCGCUCCACUGUCCGCGAGACUUGCGGCAAACGACUACAAAGUGCAGGCAACUGAAGAAGCAGCUGCGACCUGGAAAAGUGAACAAAUCCUUGAGACUGACAUUGGCGAAGACAACCAGUUGUCUCAAAGCAACACCAACACAUUGUUCGCUCCACUGUCCGCGAGACUUGCGGCAAACGACUACAAAGUGCAGGCAAUUGAAGAAGCAGCUGCGACCUGGAAAAGUGAACAAAUCCUUGAGACUGACAUUGGUGAACUGGACAACCAGUUGUAUGACAUAAAUAGAUUCACAAAUAGUGUAGUACAGUUAUAUUAUGAUACUUACAAGAAACACGAGACAACUGUACUAAAUGAAAAUACACGCGUGAAAACCCACACUGGUGCAAAGCCUUACUCUUGUGAGACAUGCAAUUAUAAAUGUGCACACAAAAGUACUUUAAUAAACCAUAAAAGAACCCACACUGGUGCAAAGCCCUACUCUUGUGAGAUAUGCAAUUAUAAAUGUGCACAGAAAGGUGGUUUAAAUAGGCAUGAAAGAAUUCACACUGGUGAAAAGCCUUACUCUUGUGAGACAUGCAAUUACAAAUGUGCACACAAAAGUACUUUAAUAAACCAUAAAAGAACCCACACUGGUGAAAAGCCUUACUCUUGUGAGACAUGCAAUUUUAAAUGUGCACACAAAAGUUCUUUAAUAAAUCACAAAAGAACCCACACUGAUGAAAAGCCUUACUCUUGUGAAGCGUGCGAUUAUAAAUGUGCACGGAAAAGUUAUUUAAAUAGCCAUAAAAGAACCUACACACACUGAAAAUCCUUUCUCGUGAGAGAGAAUGCUGUAAAUGUUAAAAGAAAAUUAAAAGUAGUUCGUCACUUGAGAAGUUCACUUGACUACAUCAGCACUUCACAAGUAACAAUGCAGUCUCACAUUAUAUUUAGGAAAACUGCCAUCUUGAGUUCAAAGCACACUGAAGUACACGGGCACAUAUAUACAGUAUUUUGACAGGAAGCUAUUUCUGUUACAUUUCUGAGGCUGGCUGAGGCAGGUUAUUUGUAUCACUGUAUGUAUUGUCACCAGCAGGCCUGAGAUGUACCGAGAGAUGCCGAGACCAUUUUGUCUGCAUAUCGCUCUCUCGCACAAUAUAGAAAGCGAUGUUUAUGCUAUCUCUGUUGUUGCACAAUGUGUACACAAAAUGAUCUGCUUACCGCCUCGUUCAUGUAGCAGAGAGGAUAUUCUAAUUGGCUCCACCGAGCUCAUUCAAAGCGUUUUCCUUAUUGUACACGGCGUUAAAUAUGAAUCAGCUUGCAAAAUUAAAUAUGUGUUUUAUUUUUUGAGUAAUUUUUAAGUUAAUUCUCAAAAUCAUUAAACGUUUCAACAGAAAAUUUAAUUUUACCUUUUUAAAAUAGUCAGAGUUAUCAGUGGAAAUUGAAGGGCCAAACAUGGAAGAGGUCCCUUAUAUUUUAGUAGAUGAAACAAGAAAAGCCAUUCAAUCUCAUAAAAACUAUAAAGCUCCCGGAGAGGACGGAGUGACUGGCGAACUGAUAAAGGGAGCUAUGGACAUUGUACUAAAACCGCUGACUAAUGUAUUCAACAACAUUUUGGACAAAGAAGUUGUACCAGAACAGUGGACACGGUCAACCAUAGUACUGAUCCACAAAAAAGGGGAUAAAGACAAAAUUGACAACUAUAGACCCAUAAGCUUAAUGUCAACAAUUUAUAAAACUUUCCAAAAUCAUCUUGAAUCGGCUCACCAAAAGAUUAGACGAAGAACAACUAAGAGAACAGGCGGGUUUCAGAUCUGAUUUCUCGACAGUAGACCAUGUAGUGAAAAAAGGAGUAGAAAAAUAUAACGAAUAUGAGAAACCAUAUUACAUUGCAUUUGUAGACUACAAUAAGGCAUUCGACUCCAUGUCUCACAACUAUAUUUAUAAAGCCCUUGCCAAUCAAGGAAUCGAAAAUAAGUAUAUAAGACUAAUUAAAAAUAUAUACGUUAACAGCACGGCAAAAGUGAAAUUAGAAAGAAUUGGAGAAGAAUUCACAAUCAAAAAAGGAGUACGGCAAGGAGAUCCUUUGUCUCCAAAACUCUUCUUAGCUGUGUUAGAAGAAAUAUUCAGAAAUCUAUACUGGGAAGAAUUUUGAAUGGUUAGGAAUUAAUAUAAAUGGAUACAGGAUAUCACAUCUAAGAUUUGCGGACGACUUGGUGCUGUUCGCUGAGGAUCCAGAGACACUACAAAAUAUGCUAAAAGAACUAGCAACAGAAAGCAGGUCUCACUAUGAACACUACCAAAACUAAAGUGGUGACAAAUAGACAAAAACAAAAAAUAGAAGUAAGCAACCAAGAAAUAGAAUAUGUGGAUGAAUAUGUCUACUUACGACAAGUAAUUUCACCAAACAUGUUGAUGGACAAAGAACUCCAAAGAAGAAUGAACAAUAGUUGGGCUCGCUACUGGUCUCUUAGAGAGAUUAUGAAAAACAAAGACGUUCCAAUGUCAAUCAAAUGCAAAAUAUACAACAUGUGGAUCCUCCCAAUACUAACAUAUGGAUGCCAAACCUGGGCUAUGACAAAAAGCCACCAACAGAAUCUGAAGGUAUGCCAACAUGGGAUAGAGAGAAGCAUGUUGCAUAUAAAGUUAAAGGACAAGUGGAGUUUGAAGAAAAUCCGAAAAGCUGGGGUAACAGAUGUUUUAAAAAAAUAAAUAAUAAUAAUAAUUUAUUUGCUGAAACUGUGGGUUACAAUGGUUCUUACACUAUAGAAAAAAAAUCCAACACAAUUUACUGAUAUAUCAGCGUGCAAAUAUUUACAGAAUUUUACAAUAAUUUAUUAUACCUACAAUUAUAAAACGUCAAUAUUUAUACAUUACAAAAUUUCAUGUCAUUCAUGUACUCGUCAACACUAUAAUAAUUCUUAUUAUUUAAAAUGGAGAAGAUUAUUCGCUUAAACUUUAUUAGGGGCAUAGUUUUAUAUGAUUCUGGAAGCUUAUUGUACAAAGAAACAGCCAUACAUAGGUUGAAGUGGCGCUGGACUGGACAUGUGGUCAGAUCUUCAAACAAAAAAUGGUCCAAAGAGGUCAUUCAAUGGUCCCAGAGACGGAAAAAGAAGGCAAGGACGACCACACAAAAGGUGUGAAGACGACCUGCCAAAAGGAUGGCGUAGAAAGGCUAGAGACCGAGCUGAGUGGCAAAGUCUGGAGGAGGCGUAUGUCGAAGGACAACCUGACUGCGAUGCUGUAAUAGAAAAUAAGAAAUAGUAUUAAGUAUAAUAUAUGUUAUCAAAGUCAGAGAAUAAAGGCUAUUUUUAUUUAUUUUUAUAUACCAACCACAGUUUAGGUACCAUUUAGUUGUAGACCUUGGAUUGUAGGUUAGCAAUAAAUUAACAUGUAUACUAAUAUUAUAAAGCUGAAGAGUUUGUUUGAUUGGACGCACUAUUCUCAGGAACUACUGGUCCGAUUUGAAAAAUUCUUUCAGUGUUAGAUAGCCCAUUUACCGAGGAAGGCUAUAGGCUAUAAUUUAUCCCCGUAUUCCUACGGGAACGGGAACCACGCAGGUGAAACCGCGCGGUGACAGCUAGUUUUCAUUAAAAAUAGGAAAACAAUGCGUUCGGAAAUGUUAGCGAUUAAUUUGGAAAACAUGUGGAAUUUCGACAAGUGUUUCAACCCAUACUUAAGAUUCGCCUUCGCCUUUAGGGUGGCAACUAGGCACAGCCGAAACCUAUCAUUAGUACGACCAACGACAUGUCUCGUGGUGAGAAAUAGACACAAUAUCUUGGUUGACUAAAGAUAAUUUAUAUCUGCCAAAAAAAUGUAAGCAGCAUGUUGCCUCUCUGUUGGCUUACAACUUAAACGAGUCAGUUACAAGUGUUGUAACACAGUCUAUUGACAUUAAUAUGACAUGUAAUAAUAGUAGUUAUGUUUCUAUUGACCAGAGUACGAAUGAUAGUACUGUCUCAAUUGUUAAUUGUAAUUUAACCGAUCCAGUUACAAGUAUUGUAACGCAGUCUUUUGACAUUUUUACAACCUGUACUAAUAGUACAAAUAUUUCUAUACCUGACCGCAGUACCAAUCCUGGUACUGUUACAAUUGAAAAUUUUUUAAACUAGAAGAUACGACAACGGAGAUGCACUGUAACAUUAACCUUGUACACCAAAACAUACAGAGCAUCAACGGCAAGGAGUUAGAAGUUGAACUAUUUGUAGAAAAAUUCAAUAUACACAUAUUAUGUAUUACGGAGCAUUGGCUCACUAACUCACAGCUGUCAGUUCUUAAUAUUAAUAAUUAUUCAUUGUCAAGUGUGUUCUUCAGAAGGGCUGGUCAUGGUGGCUCCUUAAUUUUCUUACAUAAUAACUUAAAAUGUAAGGAUAGAAAAGAUAUAGUUCGUCUUUCUGUGGAAUGCAUUGUUGAACUUUCUUGUGUGGAGUUGGAACAAAUUAUUAUAGUAUGCGUGUACAGACCCCCUCCUGCUGACUUUGAUCAAUUUGAAGAGGUAAUGGAAGAUGUAAUGAGGCGAUUGUGCACAUCUUCCAAACAAAUACUGAUUUGCGGCGAUUUUAAUGUUGAUAUUCUAACAGAAAACUCAAAAUCUGUUAGAUUUCUUAACUUAUUUAAAUGUUUUGAUUUGAUGCAUGCUUUUAACGAACCUACUAGGAUAACCGCAACUUCAGGUACCUGUCUGGAUAAUAUAUUUUAUAAUUGUGUGCUUGAGAGAAAGAAGAUAAUAAAUAAAUUAAGCUCUGAUCAUAGUGGUCAAAUAAUUACUAUCUUAAAUAAUAAAACCAAUAGCAAUCAAUGGGUAAAGUGUAGGCCAAUAACUGAAAGUAAAUUAAAGCGAUUCAAAAACACAAUUAUUUCUAAAAUUCCAAGUCUUGCAUUUGAAAAUAAUCAUCCAGACAUGCUCUUUGGUACACUUUUCAAGACAAUAGACAGAGAGUUUAGUAAAAUUUUUAACUUUAAACGCAUUAAUGCUAGCCAAAAAUUAAAGUUUAGCGAAUGGGCUACUGUAGGCAUUUACAAAAGUAGAGACAAACUGUACGAGUUGUACGAGCAAAAACAAUAUACUCAAACGCGAACUUAUUUAGAUUAUGUCAAAAGUUACUCAAAAAUUUUCAAACGUGUUUGUAUUCUUGCGAAAUCGUUACACAUCAAACAGAAAAUAAUUGAGUCUGAGAACAAGAUACAAACCACCUGGAAUAUAAUUAAUAGAGAAUCAGGAAAAAUCAAACCGCGGGAUAUCAGUUUUGAAUUAAUUGUCAAUGACAAAAAGGUAAACACUGAUAUCGAGGUUGUUAAUGCCUUUGAAGAUUUUUUCCAGAAUGUUCCUAUCUUGUUAACUGAUUCACUAGAUUCGUCUGCUACGGAAGCCCAGAGACUAUUAAGAGGCAAUGUUAAAGAGUGCAACGUUCUUUUUGAAUUUCACCACAUAACUGUAUCAGACAUUAAAAAAUCUUUCAAUUUGUUAAAAUUAAAAAGAACCGGGGAUCUGUGGGGCAUGUCAGUGAAAGUAAUAUCUAAUAUAAUUGAUGUAAUUGCUCCCCACUUAGCUAUUAUUUUUAAUGAAUGCGUGGAUUUGGGUAUCUUUCCGAACCUAAUGAAACAUGGCAAACUGUUACCACUUUUUAAAUCAGGUGACAAAACUGAUGUUAAUAAUUAUAGACCAAUUACAAUACUGCCAACACUUAGUAAGGUUUUUGAAAAAAUCAUUUUAAAUCAACUUUUAAGUCAUUUUAAUUUAAAUAAUUUAUUUCACCCUGAACAGUAUGGUUUUACUAAAGGUCGCAGUACAACUGAUGCAGGUGCUAAACUUUUAAAACAUAUAUAUGAUGCAUGGGAAAAUGCUAAGAAUGCUAUUGGUGUAUUUUGUGAUUUGUCCAAAGCAUUCGAUUGUGUUGACCAUAACAUUCUUUUACUUAAGUUAAGCCACUAUGGCAUAAAAAGUGUUGCACUUGAUCUCAUCGCCUCUUAUCUUAGUGAUAGAACACAAAAGGUAUGCAUAAAUGAUUCAAAGUCUCGCGGUUUUUCUAACACAAUGGGCGUCCCACAGGGUUCAAUUCUGGGUCCUUUUCUAUUCCUAGUGUACAUAAACGAUUUACCACACCAUGUUAGCGGCAUCUGUGAGAUAGUACUGUUUGCUGACGACACAUCCCUAAUUUUUAAGAGUGACAGAAGUAAAGAUAAUUCCGACGAUGUAAACCGUGCCAUAUCGCAUGUGUCGCAUUGGUUCACUGUUAACAACUUACUUUUAAAUGCAAAGAAAACUAAAUGUAUUGAGUUUUCAUUACCAAAUGUUAUAAAAUUAGAUAAGUCUAUAAUGAUCAAUGGUGAAACACUAGAAAUAAAGAAUUCCACAGUUUUCCUGGGAGUGACCUUGGAUUCUAAACUUCAGUGGGGUGCUCAUAUAGAAGAACUGUCAGGUAAACUCAGCUCAGCUGCUUUUGCAGUGAGAAAAAUAAGACAGUUUACUGAUGUUGAUACAGCUAGACUUGUUUAUUUUGCGUACUUUCACAGCGUAAUGUCUUACGGUAUUUUGUUGUGGGGCAAGGCUGCUGAUAUACAUUCUAUAUUUGUACUUCAAAAAAGAGCAAUUCGAGCAAUAUAUCAACUAAAAUCACGCGAGUCCCUUCGUCAAAAGUUUAAAGAAAUAGGCAUUUUAACAGUAGCCUGUCAGUAUAUAUAUAACAGUAUAGUUUAUGUAAGACAAAAUAUUAAUUUGUACAAACGAAAAGGAGAUCUAAACCCACGUCUUACUAGACACGGGCAUAAGUUAGUUAUUUCUGCAUAUCGUCUCCAAAGAGUUAAAAAAUCUUUUGUGGGUUUGGGUGUACUCUUCUAUAACAAGAUCCCCAAGACUGUAAUGGACUUGCCAAUGCACAACUUUAAGCAAUGUGUUAAAAAACAUUUACUUAGUCGAGGUUACUACACUAUUGAUGAGUUCCUUAACGACAAAGGUGCUUGGAGGCCAUUGGAUCAGCUUCCACCUUCACACAGGAAAUAAAACUAUAAGAAAUUGUAAUUUAAUUGUUAUCAAAUGUAAAUUGUAAUACUGUAUGACUUUUUUCAAAAGAGCAACUGUUGAGUUUCUUGCCGGUAUCUUCUCAGCAGAACCUGCCUUCCGAACCGGUGGUAGAAUCUUUACAAAUAGUCAACUGACGUGUCAAAAGUGCUUGUAAACUGAGCCUACUUGAAAUAAAUGAAUUUUGAAUUUUGAA